GGGGCCCGAGGUGGGGGGCGGUCCCGGUGCCGGUCCCCGUUCCUCCGCCACCAGCCCGGCCAUGCCGUUCCCCGCCGCGCUGCUCUUCUUGGCACUGCUGCUGCCGCCGCCGCCGCUCUCCCGCGCCGCCGAGAGCGAAACCGAAACCGGCGCCCGGGAGCUACGGCUGGAAACGAUCGUGCACCCCCCCGAGGGCUGCACGGAGCUGUCGGCGCCGGGGGACACGGUGCACAUCCACUACACGGGCAGCCUGGAGGAUGGCCGUAUCAUCGACUCCUCGCUGAGCCGGGAUCCCCUCCAGGUGGAGCUGGGCAAGCACCAAGUCAUUCCUGGUCUGGAGCAGAGUCUGCUGGACAUGUGUGUGGGGGAGAAGCGCAGAGCCAUCAUCCCCCCUCACUUAGGCUACGGCAAGCGGGGCUCCCCCCCAACCAUCCCAGGUGACGCUGUGCUGCGGUUCGAGGUGGAGCUGGUGGGGUUGUCCCGGGCCAGUUACUGGCAGAAGGUGGUGAACGAGGUGGUGCCACUGCUGUGCCUGGGGCUGGUGCCAGCCCUGCUGGGGCUCAUUGGGUUCCACCUGUACCGCAAGGCCAGCAGCCCCAAGCUCUCCAAGAAAAAGCAGAAGGAGGAGAAGAGGAACAAAGCCAAAAAGAAAUAAAACCUUUCCCUUGGCA
Motacilla alba alba is the source of this 671-nucleotide messenger RNA. It is a transcript of the gene FKBP11, whose product is annotated as FKBP prolyl isomerase 11. Gene Ontology annotation, molecular function: peptidyl-prolyl cis-trans isomerase activity. Lineage: Eukaryota; Metazoa; Chordata; Aves; Passeriformes; Motacillidae. The transcript is spliced from 6 exons. The record is from RefSeq and is a predicted model, not a curated record. Gene Ontology annotation, biological process: protein peptidyl-prolyl isomerization. Bases 62 to 655 code for a protein of 197 amino acids.